AUGGAAAACACUGAGAGAACGCCGUUAAUCACAGAUGUUGAUGAUUUUGACAACGAAAACAAUAGAAAGUGUUUGUACCUUGGAAUUUUUUCAGUAGUCUUAUCAAUAAUUUUACUACUGUCAUUCGCGUCUUCAUCACAUAAAGAAUAUCCAAAUGACAUAACGAGAAUUCCAUACGCGUAUCAUUUGAGAUUUGAAAAUAUCUGGACUUAUAAUUAUAUUGUUGAAGGCUUACUAACAGACGUAAAUAGAAAUUCGAAGGAACAUGAAUUUAAUGAUGUGCAUACUGACGAUACGUUUUCAAAUAACGAUUCCGCUAACAACAAAAAUGAUAAAUCUGAAUUAAUAAGGCUCGCAUAUAUUAAAGUUCCCUAUUGGUCUCUUGGAAAUUUCGAUGUAUUAGAAUAUCGAUAUAAUCAAAACGGCACUGUCAACAUCGCAACUACAGUUCACACACACCUUGGUUAUUUUAUUCGAAAUGUUGACAUUACUUUCACGGCAGCAGACCAAGCAGCAAUUAUUAAUCCAAAUUCUUUGGAGGCAUGUGAUUACAGGAUCACUUGGACAUGGAUAAUGAAUG
This is a messenger RNA of Acaulospora morrowiae, 580 nucleotides long. The record is from the annotation of a GenBank genome assembly. NCBI's taxonomy places the organism in Eukaryota, Fungi, Glomeromycota, Glomeromycetes, Diversisporales, Acaulosporaceae.